AAACUCCUCCACAUUGCUGGCAUCAGGGCGACACUUCUCCUUUGUCUGUUCAUUCAUCCAUUGGGAGUCGUGUCGAGGCGCGUUGUGUAUGUCCUUUUUGCUUCUUUGUUCAGCAUUGUCCGGAUAGUUGUGCUUUUUCACCUUCACUUUGCAUCGCGUUGCAUAUUCAAUCCUCGAAUGAUCGAUUCUGUUUCUUCACGCUUCUGAUAGACUUGAGCGCAGUCUGUUGCUCGACAAUGGUGCUCCCUCCAGAAUCACCGCUGCCAUUGAGGCAACAUCAAGGCAAUAUUAAUCCCAAGACCCCGCCAGUUGGCAAGGCGGCCUUAUACUUUGACGACAUCGAGGACGACUAUGGCGGCGAUACUGUUCCUUGUUCCCCGUCCGCUCUCCUUGGCCGAACGACACAACCCACACAGAUCCUCUCGCGCCCACCGCUAUCAUUAGUGGGCUCCUCAUCCCCAGUCAGUGUCGUCGAGGUACCGGCUUCAUCUCCAUUUCAAAGAUCGUCUCCGGCACCUAUGAAGCCUCUGUCACGUCUAGCUCCCGCUGGGACAGUCUUCCGACCUCCGGCUAAGCGCCCAAAUACCACACCCACGAUAAGGUCUCCUCCUCCGAAGCGACAGGCGCAGAUCAUCGAGCUGAGCUCUGAUGAAGAAUCAGACAUUAGAUCUCCUAGGGCCGACAUUCGCCCGACCGAGUUCCGAAAACACAUUGCUUCCUUUGCAUUUACUCAGAAAACGACAAAACCUCCUGCUGAUCAGAUGAGAAAGCUGCUCAAGCAAAUAUAUGAUGUAUUUGGAACAAGAUUCUCCGCAGAACUGGUCCGAGAAGGGCUCGAGAUCUGCCUAUACGACUUGGAUAAUACUAUACAAUGGCUAGAGAGCAGUUCGGCCAAGAAACCUAAAGCAGCUCGCCCCUCAUCUACCAGCAACAAAACUCAAUCCACUCUACCUUUUGCAAAGUUAAAAAAGGAUAGCCCAGUAAAGCCAAAAAGAAGACGAUUGGUUCAAGGCCGCCGACAGCGAUCACCGACGCCCGAGGCCUCCUCUUCAGACGACAAGUCCGACGAAUCAGAUGACGAACCUGUUAUUAUUGAGGUCAAGGAGCUAGACAAUAGCAAACAAGACGAAUUUCGGGCUGAAAACUCCUCAGACGAAGAGAGCGAGGACGAGGCUGACGCUCUUCUCAAUUGUAUCAACACCAACACUGUGCAAGAGCUCGCCGCCAUGACCGGGUUAACAGAUGCAAUCAUUGAGCCAGUGAUAAGCCAGCGCCCUUUCAAGACAAUCAGUCAAGCACGGAAAAUCGCGGGCAAAAAGCUUGGCUACCGAUCUUCUUACAAGACCUCUGGUGAAGCGGUUAUCUCCCAAAUUAGCAAUUUCUUGGCGGCUGCACGCUCUGUUGAUGAAGUUAUUAGCUCCUGUGAGACCAAAGCUACACUUGUCAAAGGAGUCAUUGAAACCUGGGACAUUGAUAGCUUUGGCCACGAGAAGAGCAGCAACAGGGCGUCUCCAGAGAAGGAUUUGCCCAUGACACCAAGUAGUUUGGGAAUGUCGAGGUUCAAGAAGCCGCUUGCACCAAAACAGCCAUCUAUGAUGGAUGGAAACUGCGUCAUGAAGCCAUUUCAGCUGUAUGGGCUCAACUGGAUGCGAUUGCUGUAUAACUACGAUAUUGGCUGUAUUCUGGCUGACGAGAUGGGUCUAGGCAAGACUUGCCAGGUGAUUUCGCUUCUAUGCAACCUAGUCGAGACCUAUCAGCCUGGGAGUACAGAGCGACGACCGUGGCCCAAUCUCGUCGUUGUGCCUCCAAGCACGUACAACAACUGGCUGAUUGAGUUUGAAAAGUUUGCUCCACAACUAUCAGUUAUUGGCUACCGCGGCUCGCAAACUGAACGAGGCGAUAUUGCGUAUGAAGUCGCAAACAACAGCUCCGAGUAUCAUGUUGUUCUGGGAACGUAUUCUCAGAUUCAUUCCGAAAUGGACCUCGAGGCUAUGCAGUCGUUUGACCUGAACGCUGCUAUAUUUGAUGAGGGCCACAAGAUGAAGAACCCUGCCACAAAACUAUACAGAGACCUCAGCCGAAUUCGAUCUUCAUGGAAGAUGCUGUUAACUGGCACACCGGUUCAGAACAAUCUGAUGGAGAUGACAGCACUUCUUAGCUUCAUCAACCCUAAGAUGUUUGAUGGGCACAUUGAUCACAUCACACGAAUCUUUAGUCAAAAGAUUACAAUCAAGGAUGUAUCUUCGAACGGCGCCUUCCUAUACAGCGAGCGUGUGUCGCGAGCGAGAACAAUCUUGGAGCCCUUUAUUCUACAACGACGCAAAGAUCAGGUACUGUCCGACAUGCCUCCGAAAAUCACGAGCGUUGUUCAGUGCGACAUGGUUGGUAUGCAGGGAGAGUUUUACGAAUCAUACGAAGCGUUAUUCAGACAGUCGAGCGACGCCAGAAAGGCUGCACAGAAGGGAGCCCGAGGAUCGGAUCACAACAACGGUUGGAUGCAGAUGCGCAAAGCAGCGUUACACCCCAUGCUCUUCCGGCGCCACUUUACCGAUGCCAUUGUGGAAGAGAUGGCCAAAAUCCUCAUGGAUCGCCUCGACCAGUCAGAGCUGCAGCAGCCAAACAUUGAGCAUCUGAUUCAAGAGCUCAAGAACGCAUCUGACUUUGAGCUGCACCUGUGGUGCCGUGAUUACCCACGUCUCCUGAGGGAGUUUGACACUCCCGAGAGCCUGCUCUUUGAGAGUGGCAAAGUAAAGAUGCUGCUUGAGAUGAUUCGCAAGUACCAAAAAAACGGUGACCGCGUCCUGGUGUUUAGCAAAUUCUCCCGAGUGUUGGAGAUGCUCAGCGAAGUGCUUGCGAUACAGAACAUUGACUACCGCGUGCUGUCUGGCGCAACGGAUGUUUCAGAGCGCCAGGUGCUCAUUGACGAAUACAACAAUGACCCGUCGAUCCCGGUAUUCCUCCUCACGACUGGAGCGGGUGGCACAGGAAUCAACCUGACAUCAGCAAACAAGGUGAUUAUCUUCGAUAUGUCGGACAACCCGCAGGAAGAUAUCCAAGCUGAGAAUCGCGCUCAUCGUCUGGGGCAGACGCGGGAGGUCGAGAUUGUGCGGUUGCUUACGCGGGGUACCGUCGAAGAGCUGAUUUACAAGGCGUGCCUGAAGAAGAUUGAGCUUGCAGCACGAGUCACCGGAGGAGAGGGCGACGACGGCGAGGGAGGGGAGAUGAAGGGUGGAGAGAUGGAGCGGGAGGUUCGUAAGAUGAUGGGGAAGCAGUGAGUGAGUUGUGGUAGAGGGACCAUAUAGGCCUUUCUUGGUAUUGGCCACUUUCUUUUGCGGUUACCGGUGGUGGGUUAUUAUUAUUAUUUUACAACGGCAUUCUUAUGAAUUAUGAGAUAUCACAAAAUACAAGAGAUUUUAUUUUUCAUGUUAACAGAGUAUAGCUUUUGCUACUGAUGGGCGCGGCGGAGCUUCCGACUGUGUCAGCCAUUACUUACACGCCGCAAUGGUCUGUCUUCUUUUUUUUAUUUCCU
This is a messenger RNA of [Torrubiella] hemipterigena, 3529 nucleotides long. NCBI's taxonomy places the organism in Eukaryota, Fungi, Ascomycota, Sordariomycetes, Hypocreales, Clavicipitaceae. The record is from the annotation of a GenBank genome assembly.